GGGAGAUUAUUGAGUUGAAACCCAAUAUGGCGACUAUUCAGCCAUAUUUUUUGCUGAUGCAGUUGUUGUUCGUGCAGAAUGUGUUCAGCCAAAUCGUGCCAAUCGGGAAUGGAUGCUUCUGCCAGAAGCCACCGGUGCCUCAGAACCAGGUGAUCAAUCUUCAGAUGCCAAAUCCUGGCUGCAACUGCCAAAACAAUCUGCCAUACAACGUGCCAGUGAACUUCAACAACGUGCCAAUCAACAAUUUGCCAGUCAACCAGCUGCCAGUUGUGAAUGGCAUAAUAAACAACGGUGUCCAACUCAACAGGAGACCUCAAUAUGCUAAUAUACCAAAUUUUAACUUACCAAUGGGUAACUUACCAAUUAUUAAUAAUCUGCCCUUAAAUAAUGUGCCGGUUUACAACAAUAUGCCAGUGCCCAAUAUGCCAGUAGCCAAUUUGCCAGUAUUCAACAACUUGCUGAUUGGCAAUAAUCAGCCAGUCAACAACAUACCGCAAAACGGGCUCCAAAUUAACAGACUGCCAGCGUUUAAUAAUAUCAACAUUGGCAAUAAUAUGCCAGUAAGAAAUAAUCUGCCGAUACCGAAUACUUUCAUCCCUGGCAUGCCAGUUGCAAGUAACAUUCCUGUAAACUGCUUAAACGGCAAUGGUUUAGUAAAUCUACAAAAUUGUAUACAAAUGCCGAACACAGUAAAUCUGCCAAUCCCAAAUAAUAUACAAAUUAAAAACAUCAAUCCACCACAGAAUUUCAACGUCCAACCCGUGAACAAUUUGGUCUUUGGCCCGCCAAGCAACUUCCAAAUCCCCAAUUUACCUAUUGGCCAGCCAAACAGUAUUCAAUUCACGGACGUGCCAAGCGGAAUUCAACUGAACCAGGUGCCAAUGCCAAAUGGGUUCAAUCAGCAAAAUUAUCAAAAUGGGCAGAUAAAUAGCGAUUGUUCUUGUAACCAGCCAAGUAUGCCAGUUGUAGUCGAAAAUGGCUUGGCCAAUCAGCAAAACAGUGGGCCAAUAGUAUCGAUGAAUGGACUACAGCUUGGCGGGCUUGGCGGACUUGGCAAUCUGCCGCUGUUUAAUGGCCUGCCAGUCAUUGGCGUGCAAGAAAGCGUUGUGAAUCUGAAUCCGCAGUGUAAUUGCCAGAAUUAA
Ostrinia nubilalis (European corn borer) is the source of this 1142-nucleotide messenger RNA. Its product is annotated as protein PF3D7_1417600-like. NCBI's taxonomy places the organism in Eukaryota, Metazoa, Arthropoda, Insecta, Lepidoptera, Crambidae. The record is from RefSeq and is a predicted model, not a curated record. The transcript is spliced from 2 exons. The coding region runs from base 27 to 1142 and encodes 371 amino acids.